AUGGCAACCUCAACAGAUCCAACUCAUCAUGAGAUGGACCAUCAUAUGGAGGCGGUGCGAUCCAAUCGCUGUAUUGGAUCCGCCGUGGUUGAAAAUAGGGAGAAGGAAAGCACACCAUGGUGUCAGGAACUACGGAAUUUCUGCCGACGCUAUUUCUUGGAAGGACAACUUCUAGAUCAACGAGCAACACUGGCCACACAAGGUGACAAGCACACAUUCUGGCUGAAGCAUCGCAAAACGUUGGCAAUUGGCUUUCCUGCUUUGAUUGUACAUGCAGUUUGGUGGUCCGUGAUGAUCAGCAACAACUACUUCUACUUGUUUGUCGAACCUUCCGGUUCGCUCGCCAAGCCACGGUAUCUCAUGUCCAUCACAAUGAUUUUUGGAAGUCUAGUUGCAGGAGCCACUUCAGAAGGUGGUGGAGCUGUUGCGUUUCCUGUGAUGACGCUAGCGCUGGGGAUCGCGCCUCCUGUCGCCCGUGACUUUGCGUUCAUGAUACAAAGUGUUGGCAUGGUCGCAUCCUCGUUUACCAUCCUGGUUAUGAGAAUCCAAGUUGAGUGGAAGGCUAUUCUCUAUGUGACUUUGGGUGGCAUUGUAGGAAUCAUCCUUGGAUUGGAAGAAGUGGCGCCAAGGCUCACUCCACCUUACUCAAAAAUGUACUUUGUUGUCAUCUGGAGUUCCUUUGCUAUUGGUCUGUUCUUAUUGAAUAGAAACCACCACCGCGAAGUACACGACCAAAUCAAAAACUGGGAGGAUGGAGUGCUCUGGCGGCCACCCGCAAGCUCCAUCUUGCGCCCCUACUUGAGUUUGAGUUGGAAACGAGAGAGCCUUGUUUGCUUUGGCAUACUGGGGGGAAUCUUCUCAUCCAUGGCUGGGUCCGGGAUUGACAUUUGUUCCUUUGCAGCUUUGACCUUGCUCUUCCGAGUUAGCGAGAAGGUAGCCACACCUACAUCCGUUGUCCUCAUGGCAAUCAAUACCACCAUUGGCUUUGCUUACCGACAGUUCGGCAUGGGCGGAGUGGAAGAGGAAGCAUGGGGCUUCUUUGCUGUGUGUGUUCCUAUCGUGGUUAUUGGAGCUCCAGUGGGUGCUUUCCUGGGUUCCUAUGCACACCGGCUCACACUUGCAGCCGUCAUUUAUAUUAUUGAUGCGGCCCAACUUAUUGGUGCUUUGGUGGUCAUUCAACCAUGGUCUAAUUUUCACCUGUCAGUGACAUCAUUGGUUCUUUUUGUAAGUGGCCUAACCUUCUUUUGGCUGCUGUCAUGGCUCGGAUUGAAGAUGUUGCAGCUUCCUUCUAAGAAGGUGCGAGGUAGUUCGCAAGAGAUCUCUCAAACAAGUAUCAAUGUGGAUGACCUUGGUGGUCCCUCCAAUUGCGUGGACGGCCCAGAAAACCUACUAAUAGAAGCCUAG
Messenger RNA from Seminavis robusta, 1404 nucleotides. NCBI's taxonomy places the organism in Eukaryota, Bacillariophyta, Bacillariophyceae, Naviculales, Naviculaceae. The record is from the annotation of a GenBank genome assembly.